This is a messenger RNA of Centropristis striata (black sea bass), 835 nucleotides long. Its product is annotated as ladderlectin-like. The record is from RefSeq and is a predicted model, not a curated record. Lineage: Eukaryota; Metazoa; Chordata; Actinopteri; Perciformes; Serranidae. Gene Ontology annotation, molecular function: signaling receptor activity. The transcript has 5 exons. The coding region runs from base 1 to 483 and encodes 160 amino acids.
AUGAAGACUCUGACUGUGACUGCACUUCUCUGUGCCGUGAUGGCGCUGACCACCGCUGUUAGUGUGCCUCUUGUCAUUGGGAGCUCAACAUGUUGUCCUGAUGGUUGGAGAAUGAUCAAUGGUCGCUGUUUCCUCUUCGUCCGACGAGCCAUGAGCUGGGCUCACGCUGAGAGAAACUGCCUGUCCAUGGGUGCAAACCUUGCCUCUGUACAUGGAGCUCUGGAGCAGGAUGAGAUUCAAAGGAUGGUCAGAGAUGUAACUCAUGGACAUCCAGACACGUGGAUCGGAGGAUCUGAUGCUGAAAUGGAGGGUGUUUGGCUCUGGAGUGAUGGUACCCCUUACACAUUUACCAACUGGUGCAGAGGAGAGCCGAAUAACCUGGGCAAGGAGCACUGUGCAGAGUUGAAUUUUCGAGGCAAAAAAUGCUGGAAUGACAGGAGGUGUAACCACAACAUCGCGUCUGUCUGUGCCAAGAACAUCUGAAGACUCCUGGUGUAACACAGAAGCAUGCAGUCCCUGCAAAAAGCACAAAUGAUGGCGGAUGUGUGUUUGUGUGUGUUUGCAAACUCGUCUCUCUUCAUGCCGUCAGUCUCAAAUGUAACCUGAAGGCUCUUAUAUCUGAUUUCAUAUCUUUAUUUUUCUUUUCUAUCGCUGUAACGCUACUCAAGGAAUGAAGCGACAUGUAAAGUAAAGAGAAGCUGGAUGGUGUCUGAGGCCUCGUGCCUUUAAUCAGAGCACACUGAAUGUGUUGUGGAAAGAAUGCUUUUAGCUCAACCUUACAUAUAUUGUGAACUGUUCUUUCUUUACUCCUGCAAAAUUAAAGUCUCAAGCAUUG